AUGGCGUCUUUACUGGCACCUCUGACGGCCACUGCCGAGCAUUUCAAUUUCGCGACAGACGUCGUUGACAAAUGGGCACUCAUCGACCCCAGCCUGCGCGCGAUGCUGUGGACGACGGCCGGCCCUCGAGGCAAUUCGCCGCCUCGCACAUUCACCUACCGCUAUUUUCGAGACCAGAGCCAUCGGGCUGCACACCUGUUGAGAGACCUUGGCGUCCAACGUGGAGAUCGGUUGAUGAUCGUCUCGAACAGAGUACCCGCAUGGCGUGCAGGUGGGAGGAAAGUCAUCUCGACUCUUAUGCUACAUCCGACGUACCGUGUUCAAGCCUCACAAUGUACCAUCUUCGUUGGCAAUCGGUCCACCAUCAGCGCUUUCCUCGGAGUCAAGUCAAGAUGUCCUAGUGUGCGAGUCAUCUUGCAGAUCGACGGCGAGCCGCACGAGGACGCGGUCCAGUACCGGCACGCCUUGAAACAGACGUCUUUGCAGGACUUCAUCGGGCCCAAGACGACAUGGUCGGACCCGUGCAUCAUCUAUUUCACGUCUGGGACUACAGGCCUGCCCAAAAUGGUGCUUCACAACCAGGUCUCCUACCCUCUAGGUACCACUUCCUCUGCUGCGCCAGAUGCUCAUGCUUCAACCGGCAAAUACUGGUUGGAUCUGGACCAAAGUAAAGUUUUCUGGACGCUGGCGGAGCAGGGAUGGGCCAAAGCGGGAUGGUCAUGGUUCGCGACCUGGAACAUGGGCGCCACAUUGUUCAUCCAGGACGAUCGAGGCGCGUUUUCUCCCCAGUCGCUGAUCGACACGCUCGCCGAGCACGACAUCACGACUCUGUGUGCGCCGCCGACGGCGUAUCGCCAGCUCGUCACCCCGGAUAUGCAGGCAUACUUUGCGCAGAGGAGACCUAGAGCUCUACAGCAUUGCGUUAGCGCGGGAGAGCCACUGAAUCCCGAGGCUGUGAAUGUGUGGAAAGCCAUGAGCGGGAUUGAAAUCAAGGACGCAUACGGUCAAACCGAGACGACCAUGGCUGCGGGGAAUUUCGUUGGUGUCAAGGUGAAGCUGGGCAGUAUGGGCAGAGCCACGCCCGGCGUGCCGCUCGACGUGAUUGACGAGCAGGGCAACAUUACCCCCGACAACACGGAAGGUGACCUCGCAGUCAAAGUGGUGGACGAACACGGCAGGAGGACCAUGGGUGUCUACGACGGAUACAUUUCGAAAGACGGUCAGGUGAGUCGGGCUACCAGAGUGUCAUCGUCGUCAUCGUCGUCACUGUCAUCGCGAAGUCGACCAGGCAAGUACGCGGCGGAAUGGCAUAUUACUGGGGAUCGAGCGUACCGCGACGCAGACAGGUAUCUUUGGUUUGUAGGCCGAUCCGACGACGUGAUCAACUCGAGCGGCUAUAGGAUUGGCCCCUUUGAAGUCGAAUCCGUCCUGAAACAGCACCCGGCCGUACUCGAGUCCGCCGUCGUGGCCUCCCCGGACGCCGACCGCGGGGAAGUGGUCAAGGCCUUUAUCGUGCCGACCCAGGACUACCGAGACCGCGCGUUCGCCCCCGAAACCGCGGCCUCGCUGAUCCGCGCGAUUCAGGAUUUCUGCAAGAAGGAGGCCGCGCCGUACAAGUACCCACGCAAGAUCCAGUUCGUCGAGCCGGCGUUUUUGCCCAAGACCACGAGCGGGAAGAUCCAGAGGGGGGUUUUGAGGAGGAUGGAAAAUGCGGCGGCGGCGACGAAGACGAUGCGGGGAUCGCAUGGCGGUGCGAAAUUGUGA
Fonsecaea monophora is the source of this 1764-nucleotide messenger RNA. RefSeq lists its product as hypothetical. The coding region runs from base 1 to 1764 and encodes 587 amino acids. Gene Ontology annotation, molecular function: fatty-acyl-CoA synthase activity; fatty acid ligase activity. Gene Ontology annotation, biological process: fatty acid biosynthetic process; acyl-CoA metabolic process. The record is from RefSeq and is a predicted model, not a curated record. The transcript has 7 exons. NCBI's taxonomy places the organism in Eukaryota, Fungi, Ascomycota, Eurotiomycetes, Chaetothyriales, Herpotrichiellaceae.